Molecule: messenger RNA, 2600 nt
Organism: Humulus lupulus (European hop)
Lineage: Eukaryota; Viridiplantae; Streptophyta; Magnoliopsida; Rosales; Cannabaceae
Product: quinolinate synthase, chloroplastic
Exons: 7
Coding region: 94-2292 (732 amino acids)
Biological process (GO): 'de novo' NAD+ biosynthetic process from L-aspartate
Cellular component (GO): chloroplast
Molecular function (GO): 4 iron, 4 sulfur cluster binding; quinolinate synthetase A activity
Source: RefSeq, a predicted model, not a curated record
UUUUUUUGGCUCAGUUGUUUGGUCUUGGUGUGCCACUCCUCUCCUUUUCAGCCUCCUCGGCAAAUCCAUCCAUUCAACCUCUCUCUCUCUCUCAUGGACUCUUCUUCUGUACCUAUGGCAGUCAGAGCAGCUUCUUCUUCCUUUUCCUCUUCCUCUUCCACCCUUUUCUCCAUAUCUCAACAGUUAAACCCCAGCUCCAAACCGGGUCUCUUUAAGCUCCAGACACACAAACCCCCGUUCGUCAAAACUCUUAAAUGCAUCCAAUCACCUUCUUCCCACCACCCGGACCCGUUAAACUCGGCUACCCGGAGAAAUGGAUCGCGGUUCUCCUGCUCCGCCGUUACCUUUUCACCCUUACAGACAACUGAGCUCGUCCCGUCUAAGCAUCAGCGGUUGGUCGCUGAGUUCCAGUCAUUACCGGAACCAAUCGAGCGGGUCAAGCGAUUGUUGCAAUACGCGGCUCUUCUUCCAACGUUUGAUGACUCGUCCCGGCUUGACACGAACCGAGUCAUGGGUUGCACCGCUCAGGUAUGGCUGGAAGCGAGUUUGGACAAGGAGGGGAGGAUGAGAUUCGCGGCUGACAGUGAUUCAGAGAUCACGAGAGGGUUCUGCUACUGCUUGGUUUCGAUUCUCGAUGGGGCGGCGCCAGAGGAGGUUUUGGCGAUGAAGACGGACGAUUUGGAGGCUCUGAACGUGGGGUUGCCUGGUGUGCAGCGGUCCAGAGUGAAUACUUGGCAUAAUGUUUUGAUAAGUAUGCAGAAGAAAACCAGAGCUUUUAUGGCGGAGAGAGAAGGGAAGCUGCCGUUUGAGCCUUUUCCUUCACUGAUCGUCACCGCAGAUGGGAUUAAUGCCAAGGGGAGCUAUGCUGAAGCUCAGGCGACAUAUUUGUUCCCUGAUGAGUUUAAGGUUCAACAACUGGUUAAUGUUUUGACAGAGAAGAAAAUUGGGGUGGUUGCACAUUUCUACAUGGACCCUGAAGUCCAAGGUGUCCUAACAGCUGCACAAAAGCAGUGGCCUCACAUCCAUAUAUCUGAUUCAUUAGUCAUGGCGGAUUCCGCUGUGAAGAUGGCCCAAUCAGGAUGCAAAUUCAUCACAGUUUUGGGUGUAGAUUUCAUGUCUGAAAAUGUGCGUGCAAUUCUUGACCAGGCUGGUUUUGCCGAGGUUGGUGUGUACAGGAUGUCAAAUGAACGUAUUAGCUGUUCUUUGGCAGAUGCUGCUUCUGGUCCUUCCUAUAUGAGUUAUCUUGAAUCAGCUUCUAAGGCUUCUCCUUCUUUGCAUGUUGUCUACAUAAACACUUCACUUGAGACAAAGGCCUUUGCCCAUGAGCUUGUGCCAACAAUAACCUGCACUUCUUCAAAUGUUGUCCAAACCAUUUUACAGGCUUUUAUGCAAGUGCCAGAUUUACAUGUAUGGUACGGGCCCGAUUCAUACAUGGGUGCAAACAUUGCGGAAUUGUUCCUGCAGAUGACCAAGAUGACUGAUGAAGAAAUUGCUGAGAUACAUCCCCAACAUAAUAGGGAUUCGAUCAAGUCAUUGCUACCUCGCCUGCACUAUUACCAGGAUGGAACAUGCAUAGUACAUCACCUUUUUGGACAUGAAGUUGUGGAGAAGAUAAAUGAAAUGUACUCGGAUGCAUUCUUAACUGCUCAUUUUGAGGUUCCCGGGGAAAUGUUUUCUUUGACGAUGGAAGCAAAGAGAAGAGGAAUGGGGGUAGUUGGUUCUACUCAAAAUAUAUUGGAUUUCAUAAAACAAAGGGUUCAAGAGGCUUUAGAUAGAAAUGUCAGUGAUCAUCUCCAAUUUGUGUUGGGAACAGAAUCAGGAAUGGUGACCUCAAUUGUUGCUGCAGUUCGUGGCUUGUUAAAUUCAUCACAAAAUGGAGAUAAAGUAAAAGUUGAGAUUGUGUUUCCAGUUUCAUCUGACUCAAUGACAAGUACAUCUUCAAAUUCAUCCCCGGACGUCAAAUCCAUUAAGGUUGACGAUGUGAUACUACCUGUUAUACCUGGAGUUGCUAGCGGGGAGGGAUGCUCCAUUCAUGGUGGCUGUGCAUCCUGUCCAUACAUGAAGAUGAAUUCUCUCAGUUCCCUCUUCAAAGUUUGCAACCAUCUUCCUGAUGAAUCAAACAUCCUAGCCCCAUAUGUAGCCGAGCGAUUUAAAUGCCAAACUCCAAAUGGAAAAAAGAUAGCAGAUGUUGGGUGUGAACCAAUUUUGCAUAUGAGACAAUUCCAGGCCUCGAAAAAACUUCCAGAGAAGCUGGUUAAUCACAUCCUCCAAUCACAAAGCAAUGUGAGAUAAUUCUUAUUUGGUUGAGUGAAGGUAGCUCAAAAACUGAAACAGUUGCAUACAACUAUGAUAUCGUCAAAGCCCUCCUAUUGAAAACACAUUCUGAAUCUGGAAGAGGCUGUAAUCUCAGAAGAUUUUGGCUUCUCAACAGAAUUUUUUGCUUCAUUUUGUGAAACAGAAGUGCACUGACUAUAUGUACUUCAGUUUUUACGAAUUUAUAGGAACAAAAUGAAAUUGCAAUGUUUAAAUUCACACCACAUCCGAAUUAGAAACUAAACAAUUAAUACAAUGCUUCGGUUACUUAUAGUUAAGGAUGACAA